GUUCCCAGAGCCCUGUCCCUCUUGGCUGGUGCCUCGCUGAGCUCCAGGCAGCCCCUCUGCCCCUUCCUGGGGUCACUGUGGAAGGACCAUGGCAGACACUGGGGAGGGGAAAAAGGAGGAGGCUGAUUAUAAAAGACUUCACAGUUUUCCACUGAUUAGGCACACAGACAUGCCUGAGGAGAUGCGUGUGGAGGCCAUGGAGCUGUGUGUGACAGCGUGUGAGAAAUAUGCCACCAACAACGAGAGCGCUGCCAAGAUGAUCAAAGAGAUGAUGGACAAGAAAUUUGGGUCCUCCUGGCACGUGGUGAUUGGGGAAGGUUUUGGAUUUGAGAUCACUCAUGAGGUGAAGAAUCUGCUCUACAUGUUCUUUGGUGGCAGCCUGGCCGUGUGUGUCUGGAAGUGCUCCUGACAUCUGCCCAGGCCCCAGACUCGCUGCAUACAAAGAUUUGUUGCUUCCCUUGACAGGUUUUGUACAAUCUGGAGGUGGGGCUUUAUUUUUAAUAGUUAAAAGUCCAGAUUUUGGUUUUCAUACUGACGUCACAGUUCCGUGGGGUACAUGUAGUUGGUUUGCCUGUGCGUAUAGACUUGCUUCAGCUCUCCUGUC
Messenger RNA from Merops nubicus (carmine bee-eater), 604 nucleotides. RefSeq names its product dynein, axonemal, light chain 4 (gene DNAL4). Lineage: Eukaryota; Metazoa; Chordata; Aves; Coraciiformes; Meropidae. Gene Ontology annotation, cellular component: dynein complex. Gene Ontology annotation, biological process: microtubule-based process. The record is from RefSeq and is a predicted model, not a curated record. Gene Ontology annotation, molecular function: dynein light intermediate chain binding; dynein intermediate chain binding. The transcript is spliced from 3 exons. The coding region runs from base 89 to 409 and encodes 106 amino acids.